Molecule: messenger RNA, 3265 nt
Organism: Xyrauchen texanus (razorback sucker)
Lineage: Eukaryota; Metazoa; Chordata; Actinopteri; Cypriniformes; Catostomidae
Product: GTPase NRas-like
Exons: 5
Coding region: 260-826 (188 amino acids)
Biological process (GO): Ras protein signal transduction
Cellular component (GO): plasma membrane
Molecular function (GO): GDP binding; GTP binding; GTPase activity
Source: RefSeq, a predicted model, not a curated record
UCUGAAGAUUCUAAGGGAAGCUGCUUGGUCAACUCUUAGUCAAAACUUUAGACAGCCUUAUUUAACUGCAGUUUACGCCGUGAACAAACAACCUCUUAUCUAAUACAAUUCGUACAUGUUACGCUACCACCAGAUGAGUGUAAAAUAACUGUAUAACUCCUUAUGGCAUCAUUUUGGACUAGAAAGCAGUAAUUAGCAGCGCCCUGUUGAUCAGAUCAGACAGAAGCGCAGUGUAAGCGGUUGGGAUCAGGACUAUAAGAUGACCGAGUACAAGUUGGUUGUUGUGGGAGCAGGUGGUGUAGGGAAAAGCGCUUUGACCAUUCAGCUCAUUCAGAAUCACUUUGUUGAUGAAUAUGACCCCACAAUUGAGGACUCUUACAGGAAGCUGGUGGUCAUUGAUGGUGAGACGUGUCUGCUGGACAUCCUGGACACUGCCGGUCAGGAGGAGUACAGUGCAAUGAGGGACCAGUACAUGAGGACUGGAGAGGGCUUCAUCUGCGUCUUUGCCAUAAACAACAGCAAAUCCUUUGCCGAUGUGCAUUUGUACAGAGAGCAGAUCAAGCGAGUGAAGGAUUCUGAUGACGUCCCCAUGGUCCUAGUUGGGAACAAGUGUGAUUUAGCUAGAACGGUGGACACCAAGCAAGCCCAGGAACUUGCCAGAGGCUAUGGGAUAGAGUUUGUAGAAACGUCUGCCAAGACCAGACAGGGAGUUGAGGAUGCUUUUUACACUCUUGUACGUGAGAUUCGGCAUUACCGCAUGAAAAAGCUGAACAGCAGAGAGGACAGGAAACAGGGCUGCCUUGGUGUGUCUUGUGAAGUCAUGUGACUGCAGUGCCACACUCUUUUGUUUUCUUAUUUAGCAGUUUGUUGACCAGGCAGCUGGAAGUCUGACCAGCACUCAAGGAAGAUGAUUUUUAAGUGGUAAAUCUCAGGUUCAGUUCUAACUUUUAAACCCUGAGAUUGCUCUAUGUAAUGAGUGACUGCAGAGUGGUCCCCCUGCUGGCUAAAAGGGAUUAAUGCACAAUUGGUCAGCCAUCUGUUUACCUGUGGCAGGCUGUGAUAGAAAAGUGAGGUCAUUUAAGAUUUAGAUUUUACAAUUUUCACCAAGGUUUGUUUAUCUCAUUUGGGGGGGGGAGAUUGUUAAAUGGGCAUUUGGAUAAGGCAUGAAAUUCUUUGUUCUUGACUUCUGAGCCCUUUUGAAGACAACAGUAGUACAAAAUUGAGCUUGACUUAGCAUGCUGUACCUACUAUACAGACAGCCUACUCAUGGUAUUAGUAACAUUUUAGGAUGUUUCAAUUCUUUUUUUUUUCCCAGAAGUGAUUUCUAAGCCCAUUGCAAAUUCACCUUAUGUAAAAAUGUUUGCAUGUUUAGACACCUAUUUCACAAAGAUCAUUAUUUUUGUUCUCAUGAAACCUCAUAAAAACAUGUCCAGAUGACAUUUCACACCAAAAUGAAAGAAAACAAAUAAGAAAUUAUAUUUAGAAAUUCAACUUUUUUUGCAUUGUGAUUUGAUUGCCAUGAUUUUCAUGUCUCCUGAUGCAGAAUUAUUUCUUUAUAAAUAAAAUCAUUAUUAUUAUUAUUAUAUGUUUUUGUAAUUAAAAAAAAUUCUCAAUGGUUCUCAUUGCUGUAAUGGUGUUGUGUGUGUGUGUGUAUAAUGUAAAACUCUCAAUAGUUAUUUCUAUUGAUUUUGGGGUGAAAUAUGACUUUUAACAAAUUAUUUUUGAAUGUUUUAUGAGAUAAGAAUAUUUUCACUAUAGGAGCUGUAUCUUUCAGCGAAGAUAAGGAACUUAAAGGUGCACUCAGUAACACUUUCCCCAUUAAAAAUGUUUUACCGCUAAAGAAAGUGUAUAAAGUCCCUCAUGGUGGCUGCCAUUUUAGAAUCACAUGAUCAGCUGAAUGAAUCCUGCUUAAUCUUGUUUUGGACAUUUUCACUCUUGGAUUAAAUUAAUCAUGGCUGAUUGUGAAUAGUGACGUUCUACAAUGGCAACUGAAAACUAUUGAUUUUGAAUAAUGUUGCAUCCACACCACUAGGUGUCACUGUAAAUCCGAGAUGACACAAAAUGUUACCUUUAAAUUGGCAUUAACGUACUAGAUUAUCGCCUAAAUCUACAUCUAGAAAUGGAAGCUGUUAUCUUAAAUUCUGUUUUAAGGGUUUAGAUAUCUAUGGGCUGGUGUUGUAAAGGGCUCAGAAUCAAGAAAGUGAUAAACCCCAUAAUCGUAAUCUGCAGGUUCAAUGCUCAGGAAUACUGUGAAAGCACAAAUACUGAAGAACUGUGUGGGGUUAUAUCUGUUUAUUUCUUUAUCCUUCCCCAUUCCAACUUUAUUCCUUCUGUUUGUUUAAAGAGUUUUAGCAUUUUACUUUUGCCAUAAUUUUCUCUCUUUUUUUUAAUUUGGUCUCAAACGUCGAUUGUAUAUUUUGACAAAUUAUAAUUUUGUUUAGAAAGAGAAAAGUCGGUCAAAUUUUAAGCAUGGGGUGUGAUGGAUUUUACGUAAAGGGCCUAUUUGCUAAAUCUGUGUGCCUCUUGUACAGCAUGACAUACUUUAGCCCUUGAAAUAAUGUCUUAAAUCAUCAAAUGAAAGCUGUAAAAUAAGUUUUAUUUUGUUGGGAAUGUUUAACAGAUGAUUAUAGAGUUUGGUCUGAGAUUUAUAUUCUUGCAAUGGCAUUGCCUGCUAAUGAAGAACUUCAAAGACAUUUGCUCUUCUUGAGAGCCAAUGAAGUUUUAUCCAUAAAUUGAAAUAAUUAUUCAUGUUCUUGACCGUCAUGUUAUUUAUAUGGCAUUUGUCUAAAACGGCCUGAUUUUACCAAGAAUGGAAUCUGCAAUGUGUUCUUAUUAUUAGUACUAGAUUUGCGUUUGGCCUUCUGUCCUAGCACUAACAAGGUCAGGAAGUUUUCUAGCAAACAAACUAAAUUUGCCAAAUCAUUUUUUGGAUUUAGGUGUUAUUUUAGGUUUUUUGCAGGUUUAGCACAAUUUAUUGGUAUCACUGAGUCUACCUAAUCCGAUAUACUGCUAUAUAAUUCAUGUUAAACUGGUUAUUUUUGUGGAGGAUAUUCCUAUGUAACAUGUUUAAUGUGCCUAUCAUAUUACAAAAUGUUUUAUCAGUAAAUCAGUUGGAAACUGGACAAAUUGUAUGUGUCUGUUGUGUAUUUGGGAUAUACUGUACAUGUGUCCAUGCAUGCAUGUGUGAGUGUGCUUACAUAAUAUCCCUCACUCUGCUUUCCCAUCUGUGUGCUUGCCAUUUGAACCUGUCUGUCUGUAAAAAACA